CCCUGUACAACAGUUCUUGUAUCCUUCCUUUGGCAUAUUGUUAGGUCUCUUGUACUAUUGUCUUUGUGAACACACUCGUUUGUUCGGACUACCGUGUUUCGCUAAGUGGAGGGUUUAGCGGUACAACCAGCGCUUGUUGAUUUUUUCUCUCGCCGCACAAAACCACCUAUAGAUGCAUCUACUUACUUAGUAGACUGCUGGAUCCUGAUCGUCAAUCAUCCUCCUUCUCUCGAGGCGUUCAUUGUUGGAACAAUUUGCCUGCUCUGCCCAUCAUGGCUUUCAAAAACGGGCUGAGCGAACGCCUCGAUGAGCUGCGAUUCCCUUCCCCGCGCUCUCCUCCCUCCGAGUCGACUUAUAACCCCCUCUCGCCGGGGAGUUCGAACUUUGGGUCGGGCUUUUCACGACCAACUAGCGAUGUUCGCGCCAACCUGCAACGUCGAUUCACCACAGACUCGAGCAAGCUCUCGUCUUGGAACUUCUUGAACCAGGGGUCGACCCCGAUGCCCGACCCCCUGGACCUGCUGUCGUCGUUUGAGAAGAAACGACAGCAUAUUGAGUACAUGCGUGAACAAAAACGGCGUUUUGAAGAAGACAUGAAACUACUCGAUAUCCAGCACGAAAAGGAAAAGAUCGAGAUGGACAAGCUUGCACGCGAUCUUGCCAAAGCCGGUAUUGCUGGCCGCGCCAGUGAACCCACUACCCCUCCCGAGUAUCGUGAGCCGACUUUGUCUAGUGCAGGAAGAUCUGCACGCUUCCCACCUACUAGCGUGACUUCAUCUCCUGGCUUCUUCAGUGCUUUUGCUCCUUCCAACGUUACUUCUCCCCAAGCUCCUCAAUCUAACCAUUCGCACGCCCAAUCUGUGGACCGUUUUGUUGCUCACUCCCUUCCUGGGUCUCGCCGGAACUCUGAGAAGGACAGCUUUUUGUUCGAUACUAGCAUCGAUCCUUCAACUAUCCGCGGCUCAUCACACCGCAACUCGAUGCCUUCCAACAACCACUACAACCCAUAUCGACCCAACAUGAAUGGCCAUAUGAAUGGCCCCACCAAUGGCCACGCGAACGGCCACAUGAACGGCCACAUGAACGGCAAUACUAAUGGCAACACCAACGGUUACAUGAAUGGCCAUAAUGCUACUUCUGGCUUCGACUCAUUUUCGGCUGUGAAGCAUUUUUUCCAUGACGAUGACAGAUCAUUUGCCAAAGACGAACCCCGUCUGUCUACUCCCGAUAUCAAAGGCUAUAUCAGAAUGACUGAACCCGACGACAAGUUCCCAACUCUUCGCCGCGAGGGUACGAACAUGCUGGCGGCCAAUCCGGAUGCUCACGACCUGGCAAACUCUCGUACCUCGGGCCAUGAAACUUAUUCCUACCAUAACCGCAACCGCUCUUCCCACCAGAGCAUGCCCCAGAGCCUCACUGACAUCAUCCGCUUGGAUCGCCUGGGAGGUCAGACUGAGGACCACAGCUCUGCUCACCGCCACCAUGCUCGACACUCUCUUGAGGGUGGCUUGGUUUUCCCCAACGAGCGCUCUGACGAGUCUAUGACUCCCGUUCCCUCCCACAGCCGCCCCAGUGCCCGGGUGUCGUACUCGACCAAUGAUGUACCUACAGUCAGGGGCACAGGCUUCGAUGCCGCCAUUACUCCACCCAAGACCCAUGCUGACCACCUUCAUCACCGCAAUGCCAGCAACGUCAGCAACGUCAGCGUUGGGCGCAUUUCAAACGGUAUCCAUUCCCACCAGGCCCGAGGAUCUCCAGAAUCCCCGAACCACAACAACCAGUCUGGUCAAACGAUGCUGCAGGCAAGCGCUGCGCCUUUUGGGCCCCAGAUUACUUCGCCCAUGUCCAACAACGGCAUCAACGGUAUAAACGGCUCUGUUGCUCCCGUUGGAAUGCCAUUCCCCGCAUUCAACCAGGGCAUGCAGGCUUAUGGUGCCCAUCCCAGUCAAAUGAUGCCAAGUUACGCUGAACCAAACCCUUACGGUGCCUAUUCCAACCAUGCCAGCAAUGGCUAUCGUGCCAAUGAUGGUCCAAUCCGUGGUGGAAACAAUUUACGACGUGCAACUGAGGGAGAGGCCUCCCAGUACCAGAUUAGCCGAGAUCUUCCUCAGCAGAUCUCCCAGCAGAAUCGUUUCGAUGCCUCUCAGCAGAAUCGUUUCGACGGCCAGCAGCAGAAUCGCUUCAUCCACCCCCUUGAGCACUACAAGGGCGAGCUGUACAGUCUUUGCAAGGACCAGCACGGGUGCCGAUACUUGCAGCGAAAGCUGGAUGAUGAUAAUCCCGAGAACGUUCAGCUUAUCUUUAGUGAGACUUACAUGCAUGUGACCGACUUGAUGAUGGAUCCGUUUGGCAACUACCUUGUUCAGAAAUUGCUGGACCUGGCCAAUGAUGAGCAGCGCACUGUUCUGAUUGACAAUGCGGCCCCUCAGCUGGUCACCAUUGCGUUCAAUCAGCAUGGAACACGUGCGCUUCAGAAAAUGAUUGAGACCAUCUCUACCCAUGAGCAGACUCAGACUGUGAUCGAUGCACUUGCUGAUCACGUUGUUGAUCUGGUUAAGGACCUCAAUGGCAACCACGUCAUCCAGAAGUGCCUCAACCGUCUCCGUUCUGAGGAUGCUGAUUUCAUCUAUGAGGCUGUUGGCGGCGCGUGCAUCGUAGUCGGUACUCACCGCCAUGGAUGCUGCGUCCUGCAGCGCUGCAUUGACCAUGCAUCAGGUGCUCAGAAGGCACACCUGGUUUCUCAGAUCACCGACCACUCCUACAAACUUGUCCAGGACCCCUUCGGCAACUAUGUCGUCCAAUACAUCCUGGACCUUAAUGAGCCAAGCUUCACCACACCUAUCUGCCAGGGCUUCCUUGGCAACGUGAUCAAGUUGGCCAUGCAUAAGUUCAGCUCCAAUGUUGUUGAAAAAUGUUUGCGCACAUGCUCAAAGCCCGUCCGCCGUGAGAUGAUUGAUGAGAUGAUCAACAGCGAUAUGUUUGCAGACUGCCUGCGUCAUCAGUAUGGAAACUAUGUCAUCCAGACGGCUCUGGAUAAUGCGGAUCCGCAGACUUGCAAUCGCAUUAUCGAGGCUAUCCGUCCCGUCCUUCCUACUAUCCGUCAGACCCCGCAUGGGCGCCGCAUCGCCAGCAAGAUUCUUGUGGCUGAGACUCAUCUUCGCACGAACAGCGAACACACCUUGCGCGAGAUUAACAGCACCAACCAGCUUGCCAACCCCCGGCCCAAGAAGAGCGAGAUGGCCUCUAGUAUCAAUGAUUACGGUCUCCAGACCUUCCCGCCCACCCCUGCGUCGAGCUCUACUGCGAACACUCCCCCAGCGGAGGCAACGAGAACUCUUUGA
Messenger RNA from Penicillium pulvis, 3341 nucleotides. RefSeq lists its product as uncharacterized. Gene Ontology annotation, biological process: post-transcriptional regulation of gene expression. Gene Ontology annotation, cellular component: cytoplasm. Lineage: Eukaryota; Fungi; Ascomycota; Eurotiomycetes; Eurotiales; Aspergillaceae. The transcript has 6 exons. Gene Ontology annotation, molecular function: mRNA binding. The record is from RefSeq and is a predicted model, not a curated record. The coding region runs from base 273 to 3341 and encodes 1022 amino acids.